Molecule: messenger RNA, 1161 nt
Organism: Rotaria sp. Silwood2
Lineage: Eukaryota; Metazoa; Rotifera; Eurotatoria; Philodinida; Philodinidae
Source: the annotation of a GenBank genome assembly
AUGUUGCUCAAUUCUAAAGGCAAACCAAAGAGUUUAGAAGAAUUUAUUUAUUUUUCAGACGAGUCUCAAUUGACGAAUCGUUUUGAUAAUGAACAAAAACCAUUUUUAUUCAUUGAUGGUAUUGAAAAAUUACCGUAUAAAAUUGCUAAUAUCAAUCUAGCUGAAUUGGGUAGAAAAGCAUUAUCUAUGGCUGAAGCUGAAAUGCCAGGAGUAAUGCGAUUAAGAAAAAUCUAUAGUCCUAAACAACCAUUGAAAGGUGUUCGUCUUGCUGGAUGUUUACAUUUAACAGCACAAACUGGAGUAAUGAUUGAAACAUUUCUUCAGUUGGGUGCACGAGUUCAAUGGAGUUCUUGUAAUCCAUUAUCAACACAAGAUCAUGUUGCAGCUGCAUUAGUUAAAACUGGUAUACCCAUUUAUGGUUGGAAAGGUGAAACUGAAGAAGAGAAAUUAUGGUGUAUAGAUCAGACAAUUUAUUUUCCUGAUGGCCAACCAUUAAAUGCCAUUUUGGAUGAUGGUUGUAAUUUAGCACGAAUUAUACAUGAAAAAUAUCCACAUUUGACAAGUAUGAUACAUGGUAGUAGUGAAGAAACAACAGCUGGUAUAACAAAAUUAUGUAAAUUAUUGAAAAAUAAAAAAUUAAAAGUUCCAGUCAUUAAUGUUAAUGAUAGUGUAACAAAAUCAAAAUUUGAUAAUAAUUAUGGAUGUGGUGAAGGUCUUAUUGAUGGUAUCAAACGGGCUACGGAUGUCAUGAUUGGAGGAAAAAUAGCAGUAGUUAUUGGAUAUGGUAACGUAGGAAAAGGAUGUGCAAAAGCAUUAAGUGGUUAUGGUGCACGAGUUAUUGUUACUGAAAUCGAUCCAAUUUGUGCGUUACAAGCCGUAAUGGAUGGUUAUCAAGUAACAACAAUGGCCGAAGUAUGUAAAAUUGGUCAAAUAUUUGUAUCAGCUACUGGUUCGACAGGAUUAAUUCGUGGUGAACAUAUGAUGGAAAUGCGUGAUAUGGCUAUUUUAUGUAAUAUUGGUUCAGGUCAAACUGAAAUUGAUGUUGUAUGGUUAAAAGCUAAUGCAGUCAAAAUUGAACAUAUUAAACCACAAGUUGAUAUUUAUCAUUUACCAAGUGGUCGUGCUAUUAUUUUACCUGCUGAUGGUCGUGUUGUUACUUGA